Parnassius mnemosyne (clouded apollo) is the source of this 799-nucleotide messenger RNA. Lineage: Eukaryota; Metazoa; Arthropoda; Insecta; Lepidoptera; Papilionidae. The record is from the annotation of a GenBank genome assembly.
GUGUCAAUUUGUGUAUGUAUUGACGUAAUUUAAUUUUUAGUUUAGGCUGCAAAAUUUUUUAGUAAAAAGGGAUGGCUACUAAAACAAUCGCAAGUGCUACAGUCAGAGCCGUAAAGAAACGGGUACUUCCUUCUCGAGCUGCAUUAGUACUUACUCCCACAGCUGUUCAGAAAGUGAAAGAAAUAAUGUCUAAAGAAGAAGCUAAAGGUUAUAUAGGACUAAAAGUUGGUGUCAGGCAAAGAGGCUGUAAUGGAUUGUCAUAUACUUUAGACUAUGCAACAACUAAAGACAAGUUAGACGAAGAGGUGAAACAGGAUGGUGUGAUAAUAAUUAUAGACAAAAAAGCCCAGUUGACGUUAUUAGGAACUGAAAUGGAUUAUGUAGAAGACAAACUUUCCGCAGAAUUUGUUUUCAACAACCCAAAUAUAAAAGGCACAUGUGGUUGUGGAGAAUCCUUUAGUAUAUAAAAUGUAAUUAGUUACAAUUAUUUUGUUCUUUCUCACAGCUCAUACUUGGUAUUUAAAUACUUGCUAACAUUAGAUUAUAUUAUUUCAGUACCUUCAAAUAAUUUAAGAUAAUAAAAUUAUUGUUUUGUUGUGAUAUUAUUAUUGUUUUGUAGAUUAGAUACUGUAUGUUGACAGCUGCUGUGAUAAUUUUUUUUUAUUAGAAACUGUAGUUGUUAAGUAAAUAAUAAAAUACGAAGGGAAGUAAUAUAUUGUCUAUAUUAUGCACUAAAAUCGUGCAUUAUACCGUAAAAAUAGAAAUAUGAUAUUCAAUAUAAAUUGUUAUUUAGAAUACU